AUGUCCUUGAUCCAUGCUGACAACUUGGCUCCGCAGCCAUGGACCGACAUUUUCACAGACGAUACCUGCAUCGACCGACGCAAGUGUUACCGAAAGGUGCCAAUGAAAGUGCUCGGCCUAAGUGUUGGACGCACGGGAACAGCAUCUCUCCGUCAUGCAUUGGAAAGACUGGGAUAUCUUCAUACAUACCAUAUGAUGUGUGCCAGUGUCGAAAAUCCUCCAGACUGCUUGAUGUGGCUAGACGCUCUGAAUUGGAAGUAUGACGGCAUCGGCGAUUUUGGCCAACGAGAGUGGGAUCAACUACUCGGUCAUUGUCAGGCUGUGUGUGAUUGGCCUGCUUGUGCCUUUGCCAAAGAACUGAUUGAAGCGUACCCUCAUGCAAAGGUGAUCUUAACAACCCGCGACGUAGAUUCAUGGUAUGCGUCGGUUAUGAAGACAGUCUACUGGCGAGCCACGGACCCCGAACACAAAUUCGUCUCUCAAUUGAGCUGGGCCGCUAGUAUGUACUACCCAAUGCUAAACAAAUUCUUUGACACCUUCUUCCACGGCGACUUUGAGAAAUACGGGAAACAGGUUUAUUUAGAUCAUCUAGCUGAGGUCCGCAGCCUUGUGCCUCCGGACCGACUCCUCGAAUUUAGAAUCGACGAGGGCUGGGAACCAUUGUGCAACUUCCUCGGAGAAGAGGUUCCAGAUACCCCAUUUCCAAAUGGGAAUGAUAUGAAGAGCUUUUCGGAGCGAUGUCGGAGACGCAACCGCAGACAGCUAAUGAAUAGUGCCUUGCAUAUCUCUGUCCGUGUUGUUACUAUAGGUGGCGCUAUCCUAGUGGCAGGUGCAGGAAUGUACUACAACUUUCGACGUUAG
Messenger RNA from Talaromyces proteolyticus, 861 nucleotides. RefSeq names its product P-loop containing nucleoside triphosphate hydrolase protein. NCBI's taxonomy places the organism in Eukaryota, Fungi, Ascomycota, Eurotiomycetes, Eurotiales, Trichocomaceae. The transcript has 4 exons. Bases 1 to 861 code for a protein of 286 amino acids. The record is from RefSeq and is a predicted model, not a curated record.